Molecule: messenger RNA, 468 nt
Organism: Fomitiporia mediterranea MF3/22
Lineage: Eukaryota; Fungi; Basidiomycota; Agaricomycetes; Hymenochaetales; Hymenochaetaceae
Exons: 5
Source: RefSeq, a predicted model, not a curated record
AUUUAUGAAUAUGUGCUCACUAUAGAGACAGAGCGAAAGCUGAUUUGGACAAUGCCUUGGUCUAUUGCAAAGGUCCUAUUCAUCCUUACAAGAUACCUUCCAUUUGUUGAUACACCGAUUGUGCUCUUGCACCAGCUGAAAAUGGCCAUGUCUAACAAUCAGUGUGAAUUCGCUUACAAGUUUACUGGUUGGCUAGAAACGUUUGGGAUCCUACUUGCAGAAAUUAUCCUGGUACUGCGUACAUGGGCAAUAUGGGAGAGAAAGAGACCUAUUAGAGUUGUCCUUACUAUAUGGACAUUGGCAAUAUGGAUUCCACAGAUUGUAUUUAUGGCAAAGUUCUUAGGUUCGCUAGAAUUUUCACCCUUUCCACAUGGAAUUGCUGGUUGUCUGGUUGUUGGUGGCAGUUCUAUACUAACAUUGAAUUGGAUUUUCCUUAUGAUAUUUGAGUCUGGUAAGUUUUUUUUUUAA